This is a messenger RNA of Arthroderma uncinatum, 543 nucleotides long. RefSeq lists its product as uncharacterized. The record is from RefSeq and is a predicted model, not a curated record. The transcript has a single exon. NCBI's taxonomy places the organism in Eukaryota, Fungi, Ascomycota, Eurotiomycetes, Onygenales, Arthrodermataceae. Bases 1 to 543 code for a protein of 180 amino acids.
AUGGAAAAUAUCAAGCCAGAAACAUUACGAAAGAAGCUGGAAAGGCCAUCCAGCAUGGCGGCCAAGUGGAAAUUAAUGCCCAAAGGCUGGAAACCCCCAGAGAUUCAUGUUGACCCCAAAUACGAAAGACUAGGCUUGCCUGGAUUCUUCGAUGAAUACUAUAUCUUCUUCUACGGGACGUUGAUGGACAAGAACAUGCUCGCUAAAGUCCUUGACAUGUCUCCUGACAGUGAGAGGCUGAAUUUACGACCGGCCCGAAUUGAUGGCUAUCACACAAAACUCUGGGGGCCAUACCCGGCGCUUCGACACGGCCCCGAUUUUGGUCAUUUUGUUGAGGGCAUGGCGUUUGAGGUGCAUAACCAAGCUGAGGUGGACCGGUUAUGUGCCUAUGAAACUGAUAAAUACCUGAUAGACGCCUGCGCAAUUGAGUUUCUUGAUAUUGAGAAUUCGAGGAUGCAGAAGGUAUUUGGUAAAACUUUUGUGUGGAAUGGGAGCCCCGAAGAGUUAACUGAAGGGAAAUACAAUCCAAGCAUGAGCAGUUAA